Messenger RNA from Meloidogyne enterolobii, 226 nucleotides. The record is from the annotation of a GenBank genome assembly. Lineage: Eukaryota; Metazoa; Nematoda; Chromadorea; Rhabditida; Meloidogynidae.
GGAAUACAGGCCGUGUUAUGAGAAAGGCAGAAUUAUGCCUGGAAUGGAAACCCUUCCUUUUGGACAUAGAAGAAAUAAUUUGACAUCAGCAGGACAGAGGCCUCAACAGAAACGACCAAUUACAUCGACAACACCACCACCAACUACAAUUGAUUUAAAUUUACAAGAUUUACCUGGAUCUUCAGGUUGGACAGAAACUGAUUAUAGAAAUAGAUAUUGUUCUUAA